This is a messenger RNA of Dibothriocephalus latus, 303 nucleotides long. The record is from the annotation of a GenBank genome assembly. Lineage: Eukaryota; Metazoa; Platyhelminthes; Cestoda; Diphyllobothriidea; Diphyllobothriidae.
GAAUCCGUAAGUCUUCGGCAGCGACUCUCCGAAGCCGAGUCCGUACGCCAUGCCCUGCAAACGGAAGUCAGUCUGGCCCAAAGGCGUCUCACCGAAUCGGAAGAGAAACUGCGCUCUCGUGAGAGGACCAUGAACCAGGCACUGGAGGACUGCAAGCGCGACACCAAACGCAUGGAGGAGAGCAAGCAACUGCUUCAGUCGAGGGUGCGUUGCAAGUCAGGGACCCCGAAAUUCAUUAGUGCAUCGGGUAGCCCUACUUAUUGGAUAGAAUAUGAGGUCAAAUCGGCGGAACUAGAGUCGUAG